Molecule: messenger RNA, 2400 nt
Organism: Corylus avellana
Lineage: Eukaryota; Viridiplantae; Streptophyta; Magnoliopsida; Fagales; Betulaceae
Gene: PEN2
Product: PTEN 2
Biological process (GO): dephosphorylation
Cellular component (GO): cytosol
Molecular function (GO): phosphatidylinositol-3,4,5-trisphosphate 3-phosphatase activity
Source: RefSeq, a predicted model, not a curated record
UAAUUCUACUCACGAGACACUCCAUAAAAUCCUCAAAAGUUAUCCACCGUCAGAUUACGAUCCAAAUCCUCAGACAGUCAAUUCCAAAUCACCGCCCUCAGAUGCGUUGACUGACCCCAUCACCGUUACCUUCAAAACCGUCGAUCACAACCCACCAAUCUCUCUCCCUCUCUCUCUCUCUCUCAGGUGAAACCCUAAGCAGCUCUCGAAACUCCAAAGGCCCGACCUUUACAUCUCGCUUUAAUUGCAAGAUGCUGUAGGAUCAGUUUUACGUCAGGAACUUCAACUUCUAUCCUCAAUAUCUGUUAAAAGCUCUGUGGUUGUAGAAUGGAUUCAGAAUCUGCUGAUUCAUCAACUUUUCCUCCUCCUAAAGCUUCUGAUAGACAACCUCCAGCUGCCAUACAAACUCCAGCUGCUGCUGAUUCUGGACUAGAUAAUUCUCCUCGUGAUGCUCCAUCUAGAUUAUCUCCUUCUGGAAUAUCUUCAUGGGCCAAAAGUUUGAAAAUUCCUCAGCCAUUGGUGGCCACACAAGAUGAGUCUCCAACUGGAAAUGCCGGAAAAUCAACUUUUGCACGAUUUACUAGUGGAUUGGCACUGCGCUUGUCUCCAAAAGCUCCUCUAUCGGAUGAUAGUUCUGAUGGAACUUCAGCUGCGCAACCUGGUUUUAUUGGAACUAUUACAAAGGGGUUGGUCGACUCCUCUAGGAAUGCAGUGAAGGCUGUACAGGUUAAGGCUCGACAUGUUGUCUCUCAAAAUAAACGAAGAUACCAGGAAGGAGGAUUUGAUCUGGAUAUGACCUAUAUCACAGAGAAUAUAAUUGCUAUGGGGUUCCCUGCUGGUGAUUUGAGCUCUGGGUUUUUUGGUUAUGUUGAGGGGUUCUAUCGAAAUCACAUGGAAGAAGUGAUAAAAUUCUUUGAAACUCAUCACAAGGGAAAGUACAAAGUGUAUAAUCUUUGUUCUGAGAGGCUGUAUGAUGCGUCCUUAUUUGAAGGAAAGGCGGCUUGCUUCCCGUUUGAUGACCAUAAUUGCCCUCCAAUUCAACUGAUAAUAUCAUUUUGCCAAAGUGCUUACUCGUGGUUGAAGGAGGACAUUGAGAAUGUUGUGGUGGUGCAUUGCAAGGCUGGAAUGGCAAGAACAGGGUUGAUGAUUUCUAGUCUUCUUCUGUUCUUGAAGUUCUUCCCAACAGCUGAGGAGUCGAUUGACUACUACAAUCAGAAAAGAUGUUUCGACGGAAAAGGGCUUGUUCUGCCGAGUCAGAUUAGGUAUGUCAAAUAUUUUGAACGUGUUCUAACAUACUUCAAUGGGGAAUGCCCUCCUGGGCGUAGGUGCAUGCUGAGGGGAUUUCGAAUUCACAGAUGCCCUUAUUGGAUCAGGCCCUCCAUUACUGUUUCUGAUCAUAAUGGUGUUCUCUUCUCCACAAAAAAGCAUCCAAGAACCAAGGAUCUUUCGCCAGAAGAUUUUUGGUUUAGUGCGCCCAAGAAGGGGGUAAUGGUCUUUGCUUUGCCAGGGGAGCCAGGUCUGUCGGAGUUGGGUGGGGACUUCAAAGUCCAUUUUCAUGACCGUCAAGGAGAUUUCUACUUCUGGCUGAACACAACAAUGACGGAAAAUAGAAAAGUUUUAAACACCAAUGAUCUUGACGGAUUUGACAAGAGGAAACUGCCUUCCCCGGGAUUUCAGGUUGAGGUUGUGCUGGUAGAUUCCAACGGCAUUGUUACUUCAACACCCAACACUGAAACUGCUGCCAAGAAAACAGAUGAAAGCUCGGGGACUUCUCCUGCAUCAGUUGAUGAGGGUGCAUCCAGACCAAGCCAAAACAAAGACUCGAAAGGUCGUGAUAAAGAUGAUGUUUUUUCGGAUAGUGAGGCAGAGGAAAUCGGUUCUUCAAAGAGCAGGCAAGCAGAAGCAGCUUCUGCAGCAAGAGGAACUGUCAUCAAUACCACCUCCAGUUCUGAGACUAGGACAAAUUCAGAUCAAAUUGCAAGUGUAUCUCGUGAGACUGAACAUUUAUCUCUGGGAAACACUGGCCCAACACAGAUGCAUGUUGAUAGUGAGCGUAAAAGUGAUGCUGUUGGUGGAGCUGUACCAGCCCUUGAGGUGCCCAACACAGAAAGUGAAUUCAAGGCAAUGGCUGCUGAUGCUUCUGUCUUUACAUUUGGAGAUGAUGAGGACUUCGAAAGUGAAUAAACCGGUGCGUUGGAUUGUUUGCUUUAAAUUCAGAUAAUUUGUACAUAAAAUGGCUUGCUAGUUGUAAAUGCACCAAUUGCUUAUAAGAUGGUCAUGUUCAAUCCAUUUGUUUACUUGGUAAUGUAACGUCUGGUUCGGUUCUGGUGUAUUGGAUUGUUAAAUAAAAUAUUUGGCUGGACGUGAGAAUAAUUUUUAUAUUAUGAAUUUGUUUUAUUA